This is a messenger RNA of Musa acuminata AAA Group (dessert banana), 521 nucleotides long. RefSeq lists its product as uncharacterized. The coding region runs from base 22 to 426 and encodes 134 amino acids. The transcript has 5 exons. Gene Ontology annotation, cellular component: nucleus. Gene Ontology annotation, molecular function: RNA binding. The record is from RefSeq and is a predicted model, not a curated record. NCBI's taxonomy places the organism in Eukaryota, Viridiplantae, Streptophyta, Magnoliopsida, Zingiberales, Musaceae.
UUGGUGCAGAGCGAGAGAGAGAUGGAGACGGUAGCGGUGGUCGAGAACGGGCCGGCGACUGGGGACGUGGUGGGCGUGGGGAAGAUCAAGAAGAACCGCAUUCAGGUCUCCACCAACAAGAAGCCGCUCUUCUUCUACGUCAAUCUCGCCAAGAGGUACAUGCAGCAGUACAAUGAGAUUGAGCUCUCUGCGCUGGGCAUGGCUAUUGGCACGGUCGUCACAGUCGCUGAGAUCCUGAAGAACAAUGGACUUGCUACCGAGAAGAAGAUCUUAACCUCCACGGUCGGCACCAAAGAUGAGGCCAAGGGCCGCCUGGUUCGGAAGGCCAAGAUUGAGAUACUGAUGGGGAAGAAGAACUCAGAUGACCAUGACUCUGCCGACAAAGAAGCGGCUCAUGAGGCAACCGAAGCGGAUGCGAAGAAGUGAUGCGGGAGGGAUUCGAUUCCUCUCUUGGUAGUAGUAGCUGUUAUGUAAAUAGCAUGAGUCAGUGAUUCAGUGUUUUCCUCCGACCAGUAGUUUGU